Molecule: messenger RNA, 846 nt
Organism: Clarias gariepinus (North African catfish)
Lineage: Eukaryota; Metazoa; Chordata; Actinopteri; Siluriformes; Clariidae
Product: CD209 antigen-like protein D
Exons: 7
Coding region: 162-839 (225 amino acids)
Source: RefSeq, a predicted model, not a curated record
UCAAGAUCCAAGGGGGGGAAACGCGCAGCACGCAAAGCUGGAGGACACGCGCGCCCAGACUUCAGGAAAAGCUCGGGAUAUAAAAAACGACCUGUCCUUUUUUGGCUAUUUUAGGAAAAAGUAUCAAGAUCGGUUUUGGUCAAGAAAACAAGUGAGAGAAUAUGGACGCACAGAAAGCGACUGAGGUGGAGAUAAAAGAGCUCACUUCGGCAGAAGUAAAAUAUUAUAGAGAUGAGAAAGACAAAAUGGAAGAAACAAAGGAUGUUGUCAGGAACCUUAAACUGCACAAGAGGAUUUCUGUUUUUUUCCUGGUUCUCACUUUGCUCCUACUGGCUGUGGUUCUUGUUCUGGCUAUAAAGUUAAAUGAAAGUAAGUCCAUUCAGAAGUGCCCAGAUCCCCCUGCUGAAGAGAAGAAGCCCAGUCAUCCUGUGAGCCAAGGGAAUCAGUGCUCUGGGUGUGGGAAGGACUGGUAUAAGACGAACACCUCCUGCUACUUGUUUGUUAGGGAACGUCUAAACUGGACUCAGAGCAGGGAGGAGUGUCAGAAACAGGGCGCUGACCUGGUUGUCAUCAACAAUGAAAAAUUGCAGCAUGUUCUAUCUCAAAAGUUGCACCUGAUAUACUGGAUUGGACUGCAUUAUUCAGAAAAUAAGUGGAUGUGGGUUAACAAUACCGUACUAACCAAGAGCUACUGGGCCCGCGGGCAGCCAAAUCCAGUUGCUCAGGGUUCCUGCGCACUGCUAAAAGGACAGGGGCCAACCAUUCGCAACUGGCAUGUAAACCGCUGCGACCAGAACUCACAUUACAUCUGCCAGAAACGUUUAAAAGUGGAUGAAUGAUCAACUA